Priapulus caudatus is the source of this 774-nucleotide messenger RNA. RefSeq names its product ras-related and estrogen-regulated growth inhibitor-like. Bases 1 to 774 code for a protein of 257 amino acids. The record is from RefSeq and is a predicted model, not a curated record. NCBI's taxonomy places the organism in Eukaryota, Metazoa, Priapulida, Priapulimorpha, Priapulimorphida, Priapulidae. The transcript is spliced from 2 exons. Gene Ontology annotation, molecular function: GTPase activity; GTP binding.
AUGGCGGUGAGAUUUGUCACGCGUCGCUUCAUAGGAGAGUACGACCCCACACUGGAGAGAAUCUACAGCGUGCGCACGGAGUUUAGCAACGAACCGAUCACGUUCGACAUCCUGGACACAGCGGGGCAGGAAGCCGAAAGCUCUGACCUGCACCUACAGGAGAACAUCCGUUGGGCCGACGCCUACGUUCUCGUCUACUCCGUCACGGACAAGUGCAGCUUCGACGAGUGCACGCGUCUCAAGUUCCUCAUCACGCACAUGCGUCGCCGACGCAAGCUCAGCUACGGCCACGCCGUCGUCCACCCGGUCGUCCUCGUCGGCAACAAGAGCGACCAGGUCGGCGACCGCAUGGUCGGCUACGAGGACGGCCGCCGACGCUCCGUCGAGCUCGGCUGCAACUCGUUCCACGAGAUCUCCGUGCGCGAAUCAGGCGACGACGUGCGCGCCGUCUUCGCCGACGUCUACGAGCACUGGCGGGGUGGCAAGCGCACGGUGCGCAUCUCUCGCGCCAACACCGUCGAGGAGCCGCCGACGCGCGCCAGCGUUACAGGCCUGCUAGCCAGCUUCCGCAGCAAGCAGACGACGGCGGCGUCGCCGACGCCAGCCGACGGUGCGAGGCUGGCGAGCGGCCUCCCUCGCGCUCGCCUCAACUCCAGCGUCGCCCACGCGCUGCCGCGGAAUGGCGACACGCAGCCGGCGGCGACGUCAGUGGCGUCGCCACGGCGACGCAUGAGCGUCAGUUUGCAGGGAACGUCCGACGGAGCUGACGCUUGA